CACCCACCCACACACUCGCGCGCUCACAGUAGUAGCUGGAAUAUAAUCGGGGCCUUCACACAUCACACAUCAAUUCAACAAACAUGUCCGCCCCGGGUGCAGAUGGCUCUGGCUCUGCAGGGAGUAACCGCAGGCUUCAGCAGACUCAGGCACAGGUGGAUGAGGUGGUGGACAUCAUGAGGGUGAACGUCGAUAAGGUCCUGGAACGAGACCAGAAGCUCUCUGACCUGGACGAUCGUGCCGAUGCCCUGCAGGCCGGAGCUUCCCAGUUUGAGACCAGCGCCGCCAAACUCAAGAGGAAGUACUGGUGGAAGAACGUCAAGAUGUGGGCCAUUUUGAUAGCCGUGGUUGUGAUCAUCAUUGUCGUCAUUAUUAUCUGGACGCAGUCAUAAUGAUGCAAUACAGAGAUGAAUACUGGUUAUGAAUUGAGGAAAAGA
This is a messenger RNA of Rhinichthys klamathensis goyatoka, 437 nucleotides long. It is a transcript of the gene vamp3, whose product is annotated as vesicle-associated membrane protein 3 (cellubrevin). Gene Ontology annotation, molecular function: syntaxin-1 binding; SNAP receptor activity. Gene Ontology annotation, cellular component: plasma membrane; SNARE complex. The record is from RefSeq and is a predicted model, not a curated record. The transcript is spliced from 5 exons. The coding region runs from base 84 to 392 and encodes 102 amino acids. Gene Ontology annotation, biological process: vesicle fusion; SNARE complex assembly; vesicle-mediated transport. NCBI's taxonomy places the organism in Eukaryota, Metazoa, Chordata, Actinopteri, Cypriniformes, Leuciscidae.